Messenger RNA from Scaptodrosophila lebanonensis, 2169 nucleotides. RefSeq names its product tectonic. Gene Ontology annotation, cellular component: ciliary transition zone. The record is from RefSeq and is a predicted model, not a curated record. Gene Ontology annotation, biological process: cilium assembly. NCBI's taxonomy places the organism in Eukaryota, Metazoa, Arthropoda, Insecta, Diptera, Drosophilidae. The transcript is spliced from 3 exons. Bases 18 to 2021 code for a protein of 667 amino acids.
GUAGAGUUCAAUUAGCUAUGGCUACGGGUAGGUUUCUUAUCUACCUCAGCCUACUGGUGGGCAUCACUCAGGGCAUUAAAAUUGGUAUAUCACCGACUUUGAAUCCAAAUACAACAACCGCAACACCACAGACCUCAACUGAAAUGCCUCCCACAACACUUGGAUUGGAUUUGAGUAGCGCCGGCAGCAGUAGUUCUGAGGAUACAUUCACGGCGAGCAGCCUACCUCCUAGUAAACAGCAGAACACUACAAUAGCAACAGCCAGUACAGAAGCACCCAAUGCCUCAACCGAUUCAACUGCUCUAGCGACGGAGCCUCCACAAGUUGAGACAGCUUCCCCAAAUCCCCCAGUAAAACCUAUUGCUCGCUAUCCCUAUUAUUGCUCCUGUGAUGUACUCGCCGGAGUCUGCGAUCUCAAUUGUUGCUGCGAUCUUGACUGCCAAGCUGAAGCGCUCAAAGUCUUCAAUUGCCUCGCAAUGACUGAUCAUCCGCAGCUACAACUGCGUCUGGAGGAUUUUCAAUAUACCCAUGGUCUGCCCUCGUGUAAGAUAAACGAUGGCUGGUUGUGCGUUUUUCGCACGAACACGAAACCCGCCAAGCAGCAGUUGUUUAGCAACAAUUUUGAUACCAAAGACUACUACAAAUGGCCAGAACCACUUCGUGCCUAUGAGACAACGCCACUAGCUCAGGAGUCAGUCUUUUACAAAUAUGAGCAGCCGCUACAGUUGUGGCAACCGGAAACCAAGGAACUGAAGAUCUUCGAAAUACCCAGUGCCUAUGAGUCCGUCUUUUGCCAGAUACAGCAGCCCAUUCGUCAUCUGAAAGGGAUGAGAAGUAGUUGCCGAUUAGCGGAUAUAUCGCAGCUACAGCACAAUCUCUUGACUUUGCUAAACUUGACUAGCACACAUCGAUUGCUGGCGACGCCGCGCAGUGUCCAGGACUUAAUGGAACAGCCUGGUGAGAGUGAGGGCGAGAGUGUUGGGCUUGAUAUUCAAAUAUGCCUGCACUCUUCGAGUGACAAAGUUGUGUGCAAUGUCACCGAUGUGCAGCUCGAUAUAUAUUCGAGGAACAUGAAGCUUCUCCUUUAUCACAACUACACGCACAUUUUGAACGCGAAACUUGUGCUCAAGGAGGAGCCAUCACACCCGAACGAGCUGGAACUUUGGCAGGAUUAUGUGGUGGAAUAUGUGCUAGGUAAUGGCACCGAUGUGGAAUUGAAACCGUCGCACGCCGAGAAGCCGACAUCGGGACCGCUGGGCUAUUUGCAGGGCUCUCCAGUUCUGUUGGCAAAGUUGGUGCCACAAAAUGACAGCGAAUUGCCGCAAAUCCUUGACUACUAUCACGAAAAUGCUGGCGCUGGCCAUUGGCUGUCCCUGUUCACCAAGCAAUCGCGUGGAGGCAACUGUCGGCGCAGCCCAGAGAAACGCCAUGCCGCACAAUAUGGCGUAGACAUCGCCAAGCAGUGUCUGCUGCGCAUGGAGGGCGAGAAUGAUUUGCUGUUGCUCAGCAAAAAUUACACGGACUACUGCCAGCGACUGCAGGCGGAGAUUUGGGCGCAACUGUUGCCGCAAAAUUGCCACAAUCUGGCGGAUAUAUCCCAAAUAUUUAUCUCUCAAUUGGGCAGACCGCAAAGGGACAAAUGGUUGCCCUUGCAGUUGCACUACGAGGGCGAAGACGCUGGGCCGCCACCCGUGCGUGGCGACUAUAAUGAGGAGCAGCGAACGUUCAGCUGCCGCAACAUGCUUCUCAGUGUUCGUUACGAGUUCCAUGUGGCUGCGAUGACGCUACUCCAGGGGCAGGUAGCGCAUCAGCGUUUGGUGCAACAUGCGUCGCUGGUGUUGGGCGAACGACACGAUCUGGAGUUUGAUGGCGGGGAGGAGCAGGUAGAGGUGCCACUGGCUGUCUCCGUAAUGUUUUACGAUGCGCAAAGAAAAAGUUUAAAUGGAGCUGCAGCUUCCAUCAAGCACCUCUUGGGGGCUUGGGUUGUGUCCUUUUCAAUUGCCACCUCAUUUUAUUUCUAGUCAGUACGGCCAACAUUGUAACGUACUCGAUUCAUUAACUAAAAAGAUGAACAAUUAAUUGACAUGUUAAAAAACAGAGGCAAUAAAAGCUUCCGUUUUUAAUUAGACCAAGAAGAAUGUCCGCUCAUUAAACAUAUUUAUAUUUAAA